ACACACACACACAAGCUCGAUCUCCUCGCUAAUUUUUUUACUUUCUCUCCUAACGUUUGCCUGACGCGUGUUUGACCAUUGGAACAAAAUUCUGCCCCAUGACUGAAUUGCAAUGUGAAACUUUCCCCUAGUCGUACAAUUGCCAAAUUUGCUGUCAAUUUGAUUAAGUAACUGCUGUCGAAAUGAAAAAGUUACAAAUACUCCGAGUGGACAACGACUCGGUACAAACAGUGGACUUACGGAUAGGCGAAAACCUCAUAGGCCGCGGUGUAACGAGUGAUUCUGACGACGACCGGGUUGUGAAACAUGCCAUAACGAUAAACGUAAAAUCUGAGAACGAAAUUACCUUGACGCCGUAUCAGAUCGCCCCCUGUUACGUGAAGUCUAUCGAUUCUACGCGAUGGCAACUUGUUAAAUUGGGUACCACGGUUCCGUUGAAACCCGGAGACAUGUGUUCUCUGGUACCGGAAAAAUGCUGGUUCAAAGUUCAAGCUGUGGCGACCAAAAUGGAAAGCAACGAGGAGAACACGUUGAAACGAAGAGUUGACGAAGAUACGGAGUCUGUGCAUACGAAAAGGUUUUGUUCGGAUUCAGGAGAAGGUGAUAACGUCCAUUCCUCUUCGUGUCACGUGUUGCACGAAACGACCGACAAUAACGGCACGAUUGAAAUAGAUGAAGAGAACUUAUCAUCUGACAGAGCCGAAGAUCAAAUGCAGGAGUCGAACGGUAAUUCGAUGGGUUCGACUCAGUGUACAGGGAUAGGGCCGUCAACGUUGAAAGAAACUGGCUCAUCGGAAAGUAGAUUGAAAGGCGCACGUGCUCGAGAAACCUCGAACUUGGCUCUUGCGAGCCAAGAGAAUAAAGAAGAUCCACGAUCUUCUGUUCAAGAGGUUCAACGACUAGAAGAAGCUUUGAGCAGUGCAGUAACGAAUGUUAGAAGAGAGAAAUGCAAAUAUGGAAAGGAUUGUUACAGGAAGAACCCGCAACAUAAAGCUGAAUUUAGUCACGUCGGUGACCCUGAUUAUGACAUGCCCGAUGACAGAGAAGAAUGCCCUUACGGCAUGAAGUGCUACCGUAAGAAUUCUGAUCAUAGGCAACGGUUCAAACAUACUGUUAUGAAUAAACGUAACGAACGAAAUCGUCAGCAACCUCGACUACGAGCAACUUUGAACAAUUUCACCGAUGUAGAAGAUUUGUCUGGAGAAGAAUCUGUCGACGAAUCCGUCGACGAGUCCGAAUACGACCCUUCGACCGAUAUCGACAGUGAAUAUGAACUAGACGACGAAAGCGAUUAGGAACUAAAUGAUUAAU
Molecule: messenger RNA, 1311 nt
Organism: Ceratina calcarata
Lineage: Eukaryota; Metazoa; Arthropoda; Insecta; Hymenoptera; Apidae
Product: aprataxin and PNK-like factor
Exons: 5
Coding region: 183-1295 (370 amino acids)
Biological process (GO): double-strand break repair
Cellular component (GO): nucleus; site of double-strand break
Molecular function (GO): protein binding; 3'-5' exonuclease activity; DNA-(apurinic or apyrimidinic site) endonuclease activity
Source: RefSeq, a predicted model, not a curated record